Molecule: messenger RNA, 1773 nt
Organism: Symbiodinium sp. CCMP2592
Lineage: Eukaryota; Dinophyceae; Suessiales; Symbiodiniaceae
Source: the annotation of a GenBank genome assembly
AUGGCAGGCGAUGCAGAGCCCCGCUGGCAGUUAGCCAACGCAUGUGGCCCGAGAUGGAUUUCGGCAGAGGUUUGUUCCUUCCGUGUGUGGGCGCCGCACGGAGAAGAUCUUGCUGUUGAGCUGCAAGACUCGGAAGGUGGAGAGGUGCGGGAGGUGCCGUUGACGCGAGAAGACAACUUUUGGACAGGGCAAGCUCCAUGCAAACCGGGAGAUCGGUACAGGAUUGCAUUGGGUUCGAGUUGGAACGACUGCUUUCACCAGGAAGGAGCACGCUUGUUUCGUCGAGACCCAUGUGCUCGAGAGUGCGACUUCAACUCUUCCUGGUGUAUACUCCAUCCUCCGCUGACGCCUCCUCCAGCUUUCACAGCUCCGAAGUUCAAUGAGCUGAUCAUCUACGAGCUGCACAUCGGCAGCUUUGUAUCCGAAGCAGACGAACGACGAGCUUUCGCUGCAACAACCGAGAAGCUUGAGCACAUAGCAUCUUUGGGCUUCAACUGCAUUCAGUUCAUGCCCACAGCUGAGUUCGGCGGCAUUUGGGGGUACAACUCGCGGCAGCUCUUGGCGGCGCACGGACCUUGGGGGUCGGCGGCCGACAUGCAUGCGAUGGUGCAGCGCGCGCACAGCCUCGGCAUGGCCGUGCUCUUUGACGUCGUUCUCAAUCAUGGCUCAUCAAAGAUGAACGUUCUUUGGAAUUGGGACGGCUUUGGGCCCGACAACUGUGGAGGAAUCUAUUUCGAGGGCGAGAAGGAUACGCCUUGGGGGAAGCGGUUUGCCUUUCACAAGGCCGAGGUGCAGGACUACCUCAAGCAGUCUUGCCGGACUUGCAUUGAAGAGUACGGGGUGGACGGCUUGCGGUUCGACUCCGUGCACAACAUGCCUUGGUGGCUGUUGCAGCAGCUGACCUUUGAGAUCAAGGCGCACUAUCCAGACAAAAUCCUCAUCGCGGAGAUCACGCCAGAGAACCCGAAGGUGCUUCACGAUGCUGGGUUCCACUCUUGCUGGUUGCAUGCUACUCACUUUGAUUCGGUCAAGAUCAUGAAGGGCUCUGAUGGAGGCGCCGAUCCGAACAAGCGGCUGGGCAUGCUGAAGAACAUGGUCGCCCCUCACGGCUUUGGAAACAUUGGCGGAGUGCACUCCUUGCUUGGAUCGCAUGACCAGAUUGGAGACAGGCACAACGGAAACCAAGAUGGGCACGGAACCCAUCGCUAUUACGUCAGCCGGCUUGGUGGCAAGGGCAACUGGCACGCGCGUGCGCAGUGCCGAGCGUGGUUUGGGUUCCAGAACUGCUGUAAAGGUCUGCCGAUGACCUUCAUGGGCACCGAGAAUCUCCAAGAAGAUUGGUGGCAUGUUGACAAGCAUCAUCGGCUCAAUUGGGGGCUGCUUGAAGGCGGCGAUCCGCACACAGCAGAGAUGCGAGCGUUUGUAACUGCUUCUAACAAGUUGAGAGUCUCAUGUGAGCCGCUCACACGCGACGAGGUAAAGUUUGUCCAUGAGGAUGGUGGCAGCACAAUCUUGGCCUUCAUGCGCUGGACCCAGGAGACGGCAGCGCUUUGCAUUGCCCACCUGGCUGAGUCCCAGUGGGAAAGUGACAGCUAUGGGGUUAGCACUGGCUGGGGUGGAGGCAGAACCUGGAAGCUGGUCUUGAACUCCCAGGCCAAAGAGUUUGGUGGCUGGGAAGGCAGUGCCACCCCGGAGGCGAAGGCAGAUGAUUCCGGCAAAAUCAGCAUAAAUAUUCCAAAGUGGUCCAUGCUGGUGUAUGUCUCCUCCCAGUGA